AUGCCUCCAAACGGCAGAACUACCAAGGCCGCUGCUACGAUGACGCCCAUUGAGGAACCGCAGGUGCCGGUGCCUGAACAUGAAGUCGUCGCUGAUGAGGCUGCAUCUGCUCCUGCGGUCGUCGCGGCUCAGGACGCGCCAGUGGUCUCUGCGUCUGCGCCGAAUCAUGGUGCUCCCGUUGUGACUUCGGCUGAUCUGCAAGAUCCUUCUGGAUCUCGCCGUUCGGAGCUUCCUGCGCAAAUGAGUGAGGAGGAAGAUGAGGAUGACGGAUAUUUGAUGCGUGCGCUUCUGGUGUACCCAAGGAAGACGCUUCUGGUGUCGGAGGAUGCGUUAAGUGCGCUCACGUGCCAGGAGCUGCUUCCGGCGUGGCUGUCGUGGGUCCGCUAUAGUCGGCUGCAGGUCACGUUCGCCUCCCUUGUUGAUGCGAAAGUGGUUCGCUGUCAUUUGGUGGAUCACGUGGGUGCGAAUGGCAAGACCCGCUACUCAUUCGGCUGGCAACACCCGAUCAACAGCAGCUUCUUGAAGGCGAAGGCUGACAUGCCGGAAGGAGUAGAGGUGCUUCUCAAUGGUGUGCCGGUGGAAAUCACGCCGAUGAUCGUUUAUGAGUCGCUGGCGGUCCACAAGCUGCAGAAAUGCGGGCGGUCGGCGUUCCUGCAAGGCGCGGGCUUCCACCGUGUGAUUGAUCCGGUUUCCAGGCUGGGGACGGACAAGAUUCGGGGCGUGGUGGUUCCGCACCCUGGGGACACUUACCGCUAG
This is a messenger RNA of Closterium sp. NIES-65, 756 nucleotides long. Lineage: Eukaryota; Viridiplantae; Streptophyta; Zygnematophyceae; Desmidiales; Closteriaceae. The record is from the annotation of a GenBank genome assembly.